Molecule: messenger RNA, 1084 nt
Organism: Quercus robur (English oak)
Lineage: Eukaryota; Viridiplantae; Streptophyta; Magnoliopsida; Fagales; Fagaceae
Exons: 7
Coding region: 89-775 (228 amino acids)
Source: RefSeq, a predicted model, not a curated record
AAAGUUAAACAAAUUAGUCGUUUGUUAAAUCUCACUAUUAAUAGUAAUAAUUUCAGACAGAGAAGAGAAGGGAAGAGAAGAGAAGAGAAUGACGGUGUUUCACUUCUUCAACUGCGCAAUCCUCACAUUCGGCCCCCACGCCGUUUACUACUCCGCCACUCCCUUAUCCGAGUAUGAUACGCUCGGUACCUCUAUUAAGGCAGCUCUUGUCUAUCUCGGAACAGCUUUAGUAAAGCUUGUUUGUUUGGCAACCUUCCUAAAGGUAUCCGAGAAUGAUAGCUUUGAUCCAUACCAGGAACUGCUGAAAGCUCUGAUUGGUUUUGUAGAUGUUGCUGGGCUAUACUUUGCCUUGACUCAGUUGACUCACAGGAACAUUGCUCAGAAUCAUAAAUUUCAAGCAGUUGGACUUGGGUGGGCUUUUGCUGACUCUGUUCUGCAUAGAUUGGCACCUCUCUGGGUUGGCGCUAGAGGACUAGAAUUUACAUGGGAUUACAUUUUGCAAGGCAUUGAAGCAAAUGCGAAUCUGGUGUUGAGUAUAUCCCUAGCUGCAUUGGGAUCUUUGAUUUGGCUCCGGAAAAACAAACCCAAGACACUGAUUCCCAUAAUAUAUGCAUGUGCAGUGAUUGUGGCAACCAUGCCAUCUAUCACAAGCUAUCUGAGGCGAGGUUUGGGCUGGCAUUUUCCAAAGGUGGUUGGCUUUGAACUGUUCACCUCACUUGUGAUGGCUUUUAUUAGUUGUCAGCUCUUUGCUGCAUGUCAGAAACCCUCCGCCUAAAGAAGCCUAUUGUUACCCCUCAUAUGGCAGACUGUUUGUCAAAGAAAGGUCUUCAAGGCGGCUUAAUUCUCAACGUCACCUAGAUUUGAUUACUCAUUCCCCCUAAGGUGGCUUAGCUGUUUUGCCUGAGGUUCUCAUUAUUUUUAAUUUGGUCUGUAGAAAUUGUUGGUCUAUUUUCUCUGUAGAUGUAGACACUCGAGUACACAUCUUCGAAAUAGAUUUUCUGCUGGGUAACCUCGGUAAAAUUUGCUUGGAUAGAACUUAUCAAAAUUUUGGAUGAAAAUUGAGUUGAGUAAGCUUUACAUUCCA